Messenger RNA from Pelobates cultripes (western spadefoot toad), 8343 nucleotides. The record is from the annotation of a GenBank genome assembly. NCBI's taxonomy places the organism in Eukaryota, Metazoa, Chordata, Amphibia, Anura, Pelobatidae.
AGGAUGUGGAAGGUCUGGGUGUCUUUGGUCUCUGUAUGUGGGCAGAAGAAAUGACAUAGAUCAGUGCAAUAUGUCAGGACCAUAUAAAAGUAAUAAUGGUAAUGCACUCACAUAUACGGGAGCUUAGGCCAGCUCUAGUGUGGAUCCCCUAUAGUGGUAUAAUCCCCACUAUUGGGAUAUAGUGAAGGUUGAUCUCCGCUGGUCGUUGUCUAGGUGCUCAUAGAAGAAAUAAAAAUAGUCACAAAUAGUGCUCUCAAUAAAACAAUGUUAGUUGCAUAAAAUAUAAAAAUGGUGGUACUCACAAGUGUAGAGCAGGCUCACUGCUCUAUAUUGACAGCGUUGGUGGUAUGAUCCCCACCUAGGAUUUUCUUUUAAAAAGCCAGGAAAGAAUAUUGAAAUAAAAGGGUAAUGGUACAAUAAAACUGUUGUAAAACCAAAAUCCUUUAUUAUAUCAGAUAAAAAAGUGAUUUCCAUAACGCGUUUCGUCAUAAGAGACUUUCUCAAAUGGAUUAAAGUAUGCAUCCUGGCUAAUAGGCUUUAAAUAAGGUUAAGAGCAAUAAAAAUGGCGCAAGAAAUGUGUGCACCAAUCACAAUUGUAAAAUAAUAACAUUACUAAAAAUAGAUUAAUAAACCAUUGGUAAUCAAAAGUAUAACUGUAGGAUGUGUUUAAUAAUAACUUGAGUGAAAAACGUGGGAGAUAAACAUAGAAACAUAGAAUGUGACGGCAGAUAAGAACCAUUCGGCCCAUCUAGUCUGCCCAAUUUUCUAAAUACUUUCAUUACUCCCUAGUCUUAUCUUAUAGUUAGGAUAGCCUUAUGCCUAUCCCACGCAUGCUUAAACUCCUUUACUGUGUUAACCUCUACCACUUCAGCUGGAAGGCUAUUCCAUGCAUCCACUACCCUCUCAGUAAAGUAAUACUUCCUGAUAUUAUUUUUAAACCUUUGUCCAUCUAAUUUAAAGGACCACUCUAGGCACCCAGACCACUUCAGCUUAAUGAAGUGGUCUGGGUGCCAGGUCCUUCUAGGGUUAACCUAUUUUUUUUAUAAACAUAGCAGUUUCAGAGAAACUGCUAUGUUUAUUAAUGGGUUAAGCCUUCCCCCUAAUCCUCUAGUGGCUGUCUCAUUGACAGCCACUAGAGCGCUUGCGUGCUUCUCACUGUGAUUUUCACAGUGAGAGCACGCAAGCGUCCAUAGGAAAGCAUUGUAAAUGCUUUCCUAUGCGACGGGCUGAAUGCGCGCGCAGCUCUUGCCGCGCGUGCGCAUUCAGCCCAGGAGGAGGAACGGAGGAGGAGAGAAGGAGGAGAGCUCUCCGCCCAGCUCUCCUCAAUUUUCUAAAUACUUUAAUUAGUCCCUGGCCUUAUCUUAUAGUUAGGAUAGCCUUAUGCCUAUCCCACGCAUGCUUAAACUCCUUUUUUGCACCUCUACCACUUCCGCUGGAAGGUUAUUCCAUGCAUCCACUACCCUCUCAGUAAAGUAAUACUUCCUGAUAUUAUUUUUAAACCUUUGUCCCUCUAAUUUAAGACUAUGUCCUCUUGUUGUGGUAGUUUUUCUUCUUUUAAAUAUAGUCUCCUCCUUUACUGUGUUGAUUCCCUUUAUAUAUUUAAAUGUUUCUAUCAUAUCCCCCCUGUCUCGUCUUUCCUCCAAGCUAUACAUGUUAAGAUCCUUUAACCUUUCCUGGUAAGUUUUAUCCCGCAAUCCAUGAACCAGUUUAGUAGCCCUUCUCUGAACCCUCUCUAAGGUAUCAAUAUCCUUCUGAAGAUACGGUCUCCAGUACUGUGUACAAUACUCCAAGUGAGGUCUCACCAGUGUUCUGUACAAUGGCAUGAGCACUUCCCUCUUUCUACUGCUAAUACCUCUCCCUAUACAACCAAGCAUUCUGCUAGCAUUUCCUGCUGCUCUAUUACAUUGUCUGCCUACCUUUAAGUCAUCAGAAAUAAUCACCCCUAAAUCCCUUUCCUCAUAUGUUGAGGUUAGAACUCUAUCAAAUAUUCUGUACUCUGCCCUUGGGUUUUUACGUCCAAGAUGCAUUAUCUUGCACUUAUCCACAUUAAAUGUCAGUUGCCACAAUUCUGACCAUUUUUCUAGUUUACCUAAAUCAUUUGUCAUUUGGCUUAUCCCUCCUGGAACAUCAACCCUGUUACAUAUCUUAGUAUCAUCAGCAAAAAGACAUACCUUACCAUCAAGACCUUCUGCAAUAUCACUAAUAAAAAUAUUAAAGAGAAUGGGUCCAAGUACAGAUCCCUGAGGUACCCCACUGGUGACAAGUCCAAGCUUCGAAUAUAUUCCAUUAACUACAACCCUCUGUUGCCUGUCACUCAGCCACUGCCUUCCCCAUUCAACAAUAUUUGGAUCCAAACUUAAAGAUUGCAGUUUAUUGAUAAGUCUUCUAUGUGCAACAGUGUCAAAAGCCUUACUGAAAUCUAGGUAAGCAAUGUCUACUGCACCACCCUGAUCUAUAAUUUUAGUUACCCAAUCAAAAAAAUCAAUAAGAUUAGUUUGGCAUGAUCUCCCUGAAGUAAACCCAUGUUGUCUCUGAUCUUGAAAUCCAUGUGUUUUUAGAUGUUCAUCAAUCCUAUCCUUUAACAUGGUUUCCAUCACUUUCCCCACUACUGAAGUAAGGCUUACUGGCCUAUAGUUGCCCGACUCCUCCCUAUUACCUUUCUUGUAAAUGGGCACAACAUUCGCUAACUUCCAAUCUUCUGGGACUACUCCUGUUAACAAUGAUUGGUUAAAUAAAUCUGUUAAUGGUUUUGCUAGUACACCACUAAGCUCUUUUAAUAGCUUUGGGUAUAUUCCAUCAGGUCCCAUUGACUUAUUUGUCUUUACUUUGACAGUUGAAAUAGAACCUCUUCCUCUGUAAACUCACGUGUAAUAAAUGACUCAUUUAUCCUUUUUCUCAACUGAGGUCCCUUUCCUUCAUUUUCUUCUGUAAAUACAGAACAAAAAUAUUCAUUGAGGCAGUCAGCCUGACCUUUAUCCUCUUCUACAUACCUUCCUUCUUUUGUUUUUAAUCUAACUAAUCCUUGUUUUACUUUUCUUUUCUCAUUUAUGUAUCUAAAAAAAUGUUUUAUCCCCUUUUUUACUGACUGUGCUAUUUUCUCUUCUGUGUGUGAUUUGGAAGCUCUUAUAACUUGCUUAGCCUCUUUCUGCCUAAUCUUAUAGAUCAUUUUGUCUUCCUCACUCUGGGUUUUUUUAUAAUUCCUAAAUGCUAACUUUUUGUUUUUAACUAUUUUGGCCACAUCUGCGGAGUACCACAGUGGUUUCUUGAAUUUUUGCUUUUACUGACAAGCCUAAUGCAAUUUUCUGUUGCCUUCAAUAGUGCAACUUUUAAAUAAUCCCAUUUUUCUUGGACUCCAUUUAAAUUGCUCCAGUCUGAUAAUGACUCCUCUACCCAUAUUCUAAUUUUAGAAAAGUCUGUUUUUCUAAAGUCUAAAACUUUUGUUUUUGUGUGGUGUGACUCAGUCACUGUUCUUAUAUUAAACCACACUGACUGAUGAUCACUGGAUCCUAAACUUUCACCUACAGUAAUAUCUGAUACCAAAUCUCCAUUUGUUAACACUAAAUCUAGUAUGGCCUCUUUACGAGUUGGCUCCUCAACAACUUGUUUUAGAGACAAUCCCAGUAGGGAGUUUAGAAUAUGUGUGCUCCUGGCACAAGUAGCUAAUUUUGUUUUCCAAGUUACAUCAGGAAGAUUAAAGUCACCCAUGAUGAUAACUUCCCCCUUCAUUGUCAUUUUAGCUAUUUCCUCAACUAGUAGAGGAGAAGGAGCCUACUAACCCUUCUCCUCAGCUGGGCUCCAACCAGGCUACUCCCUUGGUAGCGCUGGCACCAGGUCAGAGCACUGCUGGUCUCUGCCCACUCAGCAACCCACCGAUCCAGAAGGCUAGUACCCCCCAGAGCCGUGGUGGAGCCCCUGGACAUGGACAAGCUACCCACUACCCCAGGUGCAGUAACCAAUUCUUGUGGGUGGGCUGCACUACUGACUAUGUUUUGUGGGUGGGUUGCUGGACUAACCAAGGCACUGACCAACAGGAGGUCAGAUACCUUGUUAGUCUUUUUGGGAAAGGGGAGGAAUGUGGCGAAACUGACCUCGCCACUGGGCAUUGGAGAAGACUGAUUGCCAGCCUCCUGCCAUGUGACUAUGGCCCCUGGGAUGUAUUGCCCUUUUAAGACAUGAUUUGGGCAUAAGGGAUUUGUGUUGUGCUGCUGCUGGCCCUUUAAGAACCAUCUGGGGACAUACUGUGGAGUUACUGGGUGGCCACCAUUUCCUGUAUCAGAGAAGCACAUGGUGAGAACAAUGGAUGGCGGCCAUUUUAACUUACAGACACUGUUUGGACUUUUCAACACGGUGCCAUCUCGCCAGUAUUUGGUGCACAGAGACAUCGUGCAGUGGUUUUGGACUAUACAGCAGGGGACACAUUAUACAGUGAUUGUUUUUCAUUUAGCCUGUAUAUGUUCUGCAGAAUCUGCAUUAAACUGUAUCUUUUUAUGGGGUUAUUGCAUGUUUUGGGGUCCCUGUGAUGUGUUUUAUGAAACUGUAUUUCUCUGUCUGUGAUAAUUAGAUUACCCAUUGUGUAAGGUAAUUGUAUUACAGGCAGAGGGGAGGAUUUUGUGUGGGAGUGUCUGUGUGUAUUGUACAGAUUGAUUGGUUGUUCUGUGAAACCCUGUGGGCAGUACUAAGUUUGUGGAUUGGGAAUAAAAGAGGCUGUAUGUGCCAGUACAGUCAGUUCCUGCUUAACCCUCAAAGUGAAGUGUCGUCUCAUUAUUGGGGGAGGAUUUAUUGUAUGCUGUUCCAGUUUGACUGCUAGGAGUGUAAACCUAUUUGCAUGGUUUUUCCUAUUCGGCUGUAUACAACAUUCACAUGCUUGAGAGCAUUCAUAUGCUCCUACGGUUCGGUGGUUUUGGUGUCUGCUUCAGUGCUUAGAGUCCUCAGGAAGUGCUAGGAGCCUCCUUCAACGGAGGUACCCAGUAGGGGAGCUAGGUGAUCUGUUACAGAACAGCGCAAAACAGCUGGAUUAAAGAUGGAUUUCAAACUAUUGAAGUUAGGGACGAAAGAGCGAGGACCUCAGGCGGACGGACUAUUGUUCGGAGAACCAUUUAUCUCAGCAACGGUUUGCUAGUAAGGAAGAAGACAGGAGACUGUCGCCCAGUCAUCAACCUACGCCAACCCAAUGGUUUUGGGGCGUACCGACACCUCAAGAAGGAAGGUAUCCAUCUCUUAGGGGAUCUACUCCUCGAAAGGGGUUUGCAAUGUUGGAUUUGAAGGACACUUACCUACUGGUUCACAUGGUGCCUCGUGAAGUUUCUGAAGCCGGUCACGGCGCACUGAAGAGCAAAGGGUAUCCAAUGUCGCAUACCUAGACGACUUACUGACCUUUUGCAAAUCCAAUUCCUGACUACGUUUACAGACGAGAUUUAUGUUUACAGUUUCGGGAAUUGUUGGGAUUCAUAGUGAACAGAGAGGAGUCGGUUCGAUCCAAGUUCUGAGUGAUUCAGUUCCUCUACUUCGGAAUAUAUUCCACCUUGGGCUUACACCUUCCCACAUCAUUGAUAGCGACGUUUCGUAAGGAAAUUCGACGGGUAUGGCGGAAUGGCACCAUAUUUCCCAGGACCGCUUCACUACCGGGCCAGACAGCGGCUGAAAGCUCACUGCCUAAGAUCCAGACACACCUAUGAAAUUGGGAUCAGAAUAGCGAAGACUUCGAUAGUACUCAUUACCGUGGUAAAGGAGUCAAGCGUGGCACCCAGAUUGGUUGUCCUUAAUCGGGAUCAUCCUCUGCUCCUUCAGUUUUAACUUGCCUUCGGGCAGAUCCAAAAGGAGAAUAUCAUCCAAUGAUAAUGCACAUGUGUGUCUGGAGUUGGUGGAUUGGUGUCUUUCAGGGGAAACUAGUACGUCAAGGGACUAUCGCAACCAACUAAAGACCUAUUAUGGGACUCAUGGACACCAGGUAUUCCCCAAAAUAACUUAUCCGCAUGGAAAACCUGGAGUCGCUGGUGUAUGGGAAGGGACUGCGAUCCCUUCAUUACAGGAUACGUUAUGCGAUUUCGACGACACAUAGUACGAUUCACGACACUCCGGUCGAUCAGGAGCCUUUGAUAUGCCGCUUUCUGCGGGGUAUCAAACUGUCCAGAACCAUGCGUCAAAGUAUCACUGUUGUGGGACUUUGAUUUGGUUCUUUUGGAACUAGUCAGAUAACACGGACCUAUCCCUCCGUCAGCCAUAGUCACGCUACUUUUAGGUCUUUUCAUUGGGUAUCAGAUGUACUGUAGUUCGACGUAGACAGUCUUUUCGGUAUCACCAGAAGGAAUGAUUUCUACGGUGUCUCGUAGAACUAAAUCUUAUCCGUGUCCGUAUCUUACCCUGUUCCCGCCGGUUUCCCAGUCUUUGUGCAGUUAAAGCGGUAUUUCGUUACAUGGAGAUCACGACAACACUUAGAUUGUCACAUUCAGGACAUCUGCUGUUCUUAUACCAACCAUACAAGCCAGUUACCAUGAACACUCUGUCUAAAUGGGUUCAUUGGUUGUUAUUGCUAGCCGGGGUGGAGACAUGUUUUGGGUACUCAUUCGGUACGAGGCGCAGCUGCUUCUCAGGCCUUCAUGGGGGGCCUCUAUAUUUUGCAGCGACGAAUUGGACACGGAUAGACUACUUACGUAUAUUUACACAGCUUUAAAAAUGCAAAAUAUGAAGCCUCCUGUCAUGUGGUAAAAUUGUAGAUUAUGCUAACGUAGUGUACCUAUAAUCUUAAUUUUAAUAAUGACAGGAGGCGAAUAUUUUCCCUCCCUGUUUCCCUCCCUAUACUCUGGGAAAUUCUAAUAUUCUGGUUUGUCAUUUUCUCAGUGUAAUUAUAAGUUUUUGGUAUUUCAGUAUGUUUAUGGGAUGCUUAUCUGGUUAACAUGUGUUAGAUCCGUGUUGAUUAUUAAGUAUACUAUGGUUACAUAGUUACAUAUAGUUACAUAGCUGAAAAGAGACUUGCAUCCAUCAAGUUCAGCCUUCCUCACAUUUGUUUUUUGCUGUUGAUCCAUAAGAAGGCAAAAAAAAAAACAAUUUGAAGCACAAUUUUGCAACAAGAUAGGAAAAAAAUUCCUUCUUGACCCCAGAAUGGCAGUCAGAUUUAUCCUUGGAUCAAGUAGUUAUUACCCUACAUUGAAAGAUUAUAGCCUUGAAUAUUCUGUUUUUGCAAGUAUGCAUCUAGUAGCUGUUUGAACACCUGUAUAGACUCUGAUAAAACCACUUCUUCAGGCAGAGAAUUCCACAUCCUGAUUGUUCUUACAGUAAAAAAAAACCUUUCCUUAGCCUUAGACAAAAUCUUCUUUCUUCCAGUCUAAACGCAUGGCCUCAUGUCCUAUGUAAAGGCCGGUUUGUGAAUAGAUUUCCACACAAUGGUUUGUAUUGGCCCCGAAUAUAUUUGUAUAAUGUUAUCAUAUCCCCUCUCAGGCGACUUUUUUUUUUAACUAAAUAGUUUUAAAUUUGUUAACCUUUCUUCAUAGCUGAUAUGUUUCAUUCCUUUUAUUCAUUUUGUAGCCCGCCUCUGCACUUUUUCUAGUGACAUAAUAUCCUUCUUUAGAACAGGUGCCCAAAAUUGCACAGCAUAUUCAAUAUGUGGUCUUACCAGUGAUUUAUAAAGAGGCAAAAUGAUAUUCUCGUCCUGCGAAAGAAUGCCCUUUUUGAUGCAUGACAAUACCUUACUGGCCUUGGCCACUGCUGAUUGACAUUGCACAUUGAUUGUUUAAUGUUUCAGUAUAUUAACUUAAUAUAAAUAUAGAUACGUAUAGUACUGGAUUUAAUGUGGACAACAGUUGGUUUCCAUCACCUUUCACGUAUUUCUGUUCUUUUCAGCGUAAUCAUCAUUGAUGGAUUUGACAAGAUAAAGCUGGAAGGUUUCAAGUUUCGUUUCAAGUAAUGUGCUACACGUUACUCAGGACUGUUAUUUGAAUUCCCUGACGUUAUAAUAGACUGUUUUUCGCAUCAAAGAAAGAGGAAGUCAUGUGUCUGUCAGGGCUUUAUAUAUGGAUGUGAUGCCUGUUACUGAUUGGUUUAAAGUUUUUUUCUGAUUGACUUGUCCUGCUGGAGGCAUAAAGUAAAGAAAGUUAUGAAAAAUAUUCGCCUCCUGUCAUUAUUAAAAUUAAGAUUAUAGGUACUCUACGUUAUCAUAAUCUACAAUUGUAUUAACAUGAUUUCUGCAACAAUAAUAUUGUUUUAAGUUCUUGCUUAGUUACCAUGAUAUUUCAUAGUCCUAUUUCUGAUCUUUCAUAAAAAUAUUGUCAGUUUUUCUAAGUAUGAUAAACAAUAAUUUGUAGUGACAGAUUUCCUUUAACUCGCAUUAUAUUUCUUUCAGGGGUUUCU